Molecule: messenger RNA, 1926 nt
Organism: Magnolia sinica
Lineage: Eukaryota; Viridiplantae; Streptophyta; Magnoliopsida; Magnoliales; Magnoliaceae
Product: probable nucleoredoxin 1
Exons: 4
Coding region: 38-1810 (590 amino acids)
Molecular function (GO): thioredoxin-disulfide reductase (NADPH) activity
Source: RefSeq, a predicted model, not a curated record
GAGGAAGAGAGAGAGAGAGAGAGAGAGAGAGAGAGAGAUGGCCGAAAUUAUAGCGACUGCCAACGGUGAUUUCCACGACUUGAAGUCGCUUCUGUCCGCCAAGGACAGGGACUAUCUUGUCCAGAAAAACGGCGACCAGGUGAAACUUGCCAAUUUGGAUGGGAAGAUUGUCGCGCUCUAUUUCUCAGCCUCACAGAGCAGUCCAUGCCAGCGGUUCUUCUCAAAUUCCAUCGAAAUAUAUCAGGAGCUCGCCGCAAAAGGCGAUUUCGAAGCCAUCUUCAUUUCACGCGACAAAGAUGAGAAAUCUUUCAAUGAAUACUCCUCCAAAAUGCCGUGGCCCACCAUCCCAUUUUCGGAUUCGACCACCCGCGACCGUCUGAUCGAAUUGUUCCAGGUGAAAAAGAUUCCCCGCCUUGUGAUUCUCAAUGGGGAGGGGAAGAUCCUGAGGAAGAAUGGUGUUUCAGUCAUCACGGAGUAUGGAGCGGAUGCGUAUCCUUUCACAGAAGAGAGGUUGGAAGAGCUGAGAGAGGAAGAAGAGAAUGAGAAGAAAAAUCAGACGUUGAGAUCUUUCCUGGUUUCCCGCUCCCGCGACUUUUUGAAUUCAAAUGAUGGAAACAGGGUCCCAGUCUCUGAUCUUGAAGGUAAGAUGGUGGGCCUCUAUUUCUCAUUGAGCUCUUUGAAACCAUGCCGCGAAUUCACUACAAAUCUCAUUGAAAUCUACGGGCAGCUGAAGGAGAGAGAAGAGAAUUUCGAGAUCGUUCUCAUCUCUCUCGACAACCAACAUCAAUCCUUCAAAGAAGAGUUUGAGAGAAUGCCAUGGCUUGCAUUGCCAUUCAUGGACAAGGGCCUUUCUAAGCUGAUCCGCUACUUCGAUCUCAAGACACUUCCUACACUUGUAAUUAUCGAUACCGAUGGAAAGACGCUGCAUUCCAACGCUGUUAAGAUGAUCGAGAAUCAUGGAAUUCAAGCAUAUCCAUUUACAGCAGAGAGGUUGGCUGAGCUUGUGGAGAUAGAGAAAUCAUGGUUAAAAUCUCAGACGUUGGAAUCGCUUCUCGUGUCUGAAGAGAGAGAUUUCGUUAUAGGUAAAAGAGGUGUCAAGGUUCCAGUGGCCGACCUUGUUGGGAAACACAUCCUCUUAUACUUCUCGGCGCAAUGGUGCCCGCCCUGCCGUGCUUUCUUACCGAAGCUGAUCAAGGCCUACCAUGAGAUCAAGGCCAAGGAUGACGCCUUUGAAGUGAUCUUCGUCUCCAAUGAUAGCGACGAAGCCUCCUUUGAUGACUUCUUCUCAGAAAUGCCUUGGCUGGCACUCCCUUUUGGCGAUGGGAAGGGACCGUCCUUGAUGGGCACAUUCCAAGUAUCCGUAAUCCCAACGCUCAUCGCGAUCGGGCCCACUGGCAAGAUGAUCACCAAGGAAGCUAGGGACCUUAUUAAGGUCCACGGCCCGCAGGCGUAUCCUUUCACAGAGGAGCAUCUCAAGGAGAUGGAGGCCCAGGUCGAGGAGAUGGCGAAGAGGUGGCCAGAGAAGGUGUCUCACCUGUUCCAUGUAGAGCAUGAGCUCGUGUUAACCCGUCGAACAGUGUACAUUUGCAACGGCUGCAAGGAGAGGGGAUUGAAGUGGUCAUACUACUGUGAAGAAUGUGACUUUAAUCUCCACCCCAGGUGUGCCUUGGAGGAAAACAAGAAGGAAGAUGGUGAUGAUAUGGUGGGCCAUGUUGACAGUGGCCAUGAUGGUGAUGUUGGGGAUGAAGAAACUUUUAAGGAUGGAUGUAUAUGUGAUGGGGAGGUUUGUUAUAAAGCUUAUAAAGCUUGAGGUGUUGUUGAACUCUACUUGUAUUUUAUGUAUGGAUAAUUGGAUGAUAUCUUCAAGCUCUGUGUGUAUUUUACUCUGCAGAGAUUUCAAUGAAAUGGUGUCUUGGUUAUUUUCGA